Molecule: messenger RNA, 3626 nt
Organism: Schistosoma turkestanicum
Lineage: Eukaryota; Metazoa; Platyhelminthes; Trematoda; Strigeidida; Schistosomatidae
Source: the annotation of a GenBank genome assembly
AUGGAUGAUGAAGAUUUUGGUGAAUUCGGCAUUGCACCAAGACGUAUUCGACCGACUCAUGAAUUUGAUGACACUCAUGUACGUGAUACAUUACAAAUAGCAUUAGGUGAACAAUCUGUAAUUCCUCAAGCUGGUUCACUUUUGAAAGGAUUAAUUGUGGCUACCAGGGGAACAUUGGCUGAAAGGUUAUUGCGGCGUCUUGGAUGGAAGAAUGCUAAUUCAAUUAUACUGAAUGAUGAUAGUGUAGAAGAUGCGGAUCAAAAUAAAUUUCCAAACGAAGCAGAAUCUAUCACAGGCACUGAUGAAAGUUUUAGCGAAUCGAAAAAUUCAAGCUCUAAAAUGUUCGCUAAAAUUAGUUUUGUGGCUAAAACUAAUACAUUUGGUUUGGGCUACUCUCCAUUGGAUCCGGAAAUUGCUAUGGGUCGACGUAAAGCUGACUCAAGCAAUGCUGAGAAUAUUUGGUCAAACAGACAUCCAGAAGAAUCUGUCAGUGCAUUGUUACACAGACAACAGAAAAUCCGCAGCGAAAAUGAAUUCGAUCUUAAAAGUGGAUUAAAACGUCGUGGUAUAACCGGGCAUGCUUUUGGUGUUGGCGCUUUAGAAGAAGAAGAUGCUGAUGUGUACGAACAAGAUCGUUUAGCAGAGUACGAUUGGGAAAUUGGGGAUGGUGAAUCAAAUGAUGACGAAGAAGAAGAUGAAGAACAAGCUGAAAUUGAAGCUGCAAGGCUUGGACGUUUGUCAUCUACACUGACAAAAAAGUCAAAGAAUAAUUCUACUGAACGUACUAAAACUAUUGACGGGUGGACUGCUCCUUCACAACAUCGUGCAUCUCAAAAAUUGAAUAAAUCAUCGUCAGAUGCUUUGCCUGGAUUUUGUAGUGAAUCAAGAAGUCAUGACAAAGUGAAAAUUCAUUCAACUGAAGUGUCAUUACCUCCAGGCUAUAUUCCGGUCUUUAAUCCACGGUGCUUAUUAGCUUGUGAUAAUAAACAAAGUAUUUCAUCUAGUGAAUCGAAUCAUGUUCAUACCAAACAUGAUGCUCUGUCACGAGCUCGUCUUCUCCAAGAAGAUUCAGUUUAUGAAAAGUUAGAUCCUAUUCAACAACUUCGUUUAAAAGCUGCAGCAGCAGGACUUCCUGUUCCAUCUCUAGUGUCCAAAUCUUUGCCGAAUGAACAACACAUAGAACCAUGUGAAAAUGCCAAUGAACUAGCCGUUCUUACUAUGUCUAAUAAUCCAACUGUUGGUUUGUUGAAACUUUUCAAAACGGAUAGUAAUAAACAAGCACGAUUUGAAGCUUAUCAAGUGCUUGUUCGUCGAGGAUUUUCGCAUGAAGAUGCUUAUCAUCGUUGUUCAACUCUAUUGGAUUUAAAUGAUGAAGAGAAAAUCCGUGAAGCUAAUUCAUUUCAAACUAUUAUUAAGAUGAAUCAAAUGAUAAAUACCAAUAAUUCGUCACAAAUCAAUGUAAAUAAUAAUAAUAAUGAUAAUGAUAAUACAAUGAUUUGUGAAGCGCCAACAUUAACAACGACCAACACUACCACUACCAUCACCACUCCGACAACUAUUCCAUCUUCUCAUUCAUCCGAUCGAUCAUUAUUAUUACCAUUAUCAAAUAAAUUACCAUUGCAUAAACAACAAUUAAUUUCAUCGAAAUUAGCGUUACGAUUUCGUUCUGCUGGUUGUAUGGAUAUUAGUAAAGAAUUAACGGAAGAAGAAGAGAAAGCUCAACGUGCACGUGUUGAAAGUUUAGAUACAAUGGAACCACGUGAUCAUGCUGUUGCAACAGAAUCAUAUGGAGCGUUAACUAGACGACGUUUAAAAUGGCAUCCAGAGAAAAUUUUAUGUAAACGUAUCAAUGUUCCUGAUCCAUAUCCUGAUUCCACUUUUGUUGGUUGUCCAGAUGAAAGACGUCCUAGUUAUCGUUUUCGUCAAAAGUUUGGUAAACAUGGAAAAAGUCGAUUCUCCGACAAUUCUACGACAAAUGAAUUUUCUAUUUUUGAUCUAUUAGAUGUAAAUACUACUAGUUCAAUGCAAAAAUUAAAUUCUUCAAAUAUUACUAGUACUGGACAACAAUCAAGUGAUGAAUCUAGCUCUUCUGAUAGUGACAACAAUAAUGAUAUUUCUAAUACUAUAUCAGAACUUCAGGCUAAUAGUGCACUUAAUCGAACUGGCAUGACUGGUACAACAUUUCAGUCUCGUGGAAAAGCUUUAUUUGCUACUUUAUUCCAAUCGAUAGAGGACAGUAAAACCACUGAAACUACAGAUAGUGUUCAAGGCAAUAGUGGUAAUAAUGAUAGUUUGUAUGAAAAAGUUCAACCAUCAGAUAAAAUUUCUUCUCAUACGACUAAUGAGACAGAGAAUGAAUCAACUACACGGAUUAUGGGUCCUGCACGUCCAAAAGCGGGAAUAGAUGUUCUUACUGAUCAAACAGAACAUCCCCCGAUGGAUUUGUUCAAAUCAAUAUUUGCAUCUGAUGAAGAAUUGAGUUCAUCUUCAUUAUCAGACGAUGAUCAUGCUGAUGAUGUUGAUAACAAUAAUAAUAAUAAUAUUAAUAACAACAGCAAUAAAAAUCUCAUAAAAGAUAAUUUAACUGUACCAACAAGAGUCAGUGAAUCCGAACCUCUUGAAAUGUCCAAUGAUCAUCAUCAUGAUUUAUUCAAAGGACAUGCAUUAUUUUCACAUCUAUUUGAACCGAAUGGAGAUAUUCAUGGACCAUUGUCCGGUUUAACACGAAUAACCAGUAAACAACCUGAAACAGUAUCCACAGUUGUUCGUACAUCGUCACAGAAGAUUGUCAAUCCAGAUUUAUUAUCAUAUGGACCAGAUUUACCACCGGAUUUCACCCCUACAUCUGAUAAAACUGAUUCGAUUUCUUUGACAAAAGACCAAAAAGUAACAUCAUGUUCUAAUCAGUCAGAUGAUAUUUUAUUUGUGGAAUCUCAUCUUGUUAAUCGUGGUUCGGUGAAACAUAAAAAAUCCAAGAGCACUAAAAGAAAACAUAAAAAAUCACACAAAAAACGACAUAAGAAGGAUAAGAAAAUUUCUCGUAAAACAUCAAUCUCUUCUUCUGGCUCUUCGAACUCAGGUUCUUCUGAUAGUUGUGAUUAACAUUUCACCAUUGUCCAAUUUGUAUAUAAAUGACUUUUUUUGCAACUUUUGGCUACUACUACUACUACUCCUACUGUCAUCACAAUAUUUUCUUGGUAAUCUUCGCUUUCUUUUUCCGGGCAUAGAAAAUUCUGGCUAUCCUUCUGCGCCCACAUAAUAAACUUGUGUAUAUUCCUCUUGAAACAAACACUUUUAUCUUUAAUUCAAUUUUCGUUCAUUAUUUUGCACCGGAAGAUUUAUACAGUUUUUUUGAUUACACCGCUUGUAUGUGUAUAGAGAUGAGAUUUUGGCGAGUGAAAUGAUAGAUGAUUUUAUACUAAGUGGAUAAAGAAAAGAGAUAGUUUUAUUCGUCAAAACCAAUAUAUUCUAGUUUGUGCAAUUUUAAUUGUGUGUUUUUCCUAAUAUCCAUUCUUCUCUACCGCAAUACUCUGGAUGAAUAACUUGUUGAAAUUCUUUGGGAUAAUCUCUGUUUAUACAUAAUAAAUAAAGUACAGAUAUAAAUCAACUUGAAAAAUAUCACAAAU